This is a messenger RNA of Suillus paluster, 630 nucleotides long. RefSeq lists its product as uncharacterized. The record is from RefSeq and is a predicted model, not a curated record. The transcript has 2 exons. The annotation marks the transcript as partial. NCBI's taxonomy places the organism in Eukaryota, Fungi, Basidiomycota, Agaricomycetes, Boletales, Suillaceae.
CUAUGCACCUUUAUGCACAUAUUUCUCGUCCUUCUCCAUCUUAUUCUCCUUGCGCUAAGCAUUUCGGGUGUCGAGCACCGCCUUGUCACAUCUGAGGAUGGUACAUGGAUGACGGUAUUGAGUCUGUAUUGCACGAUACUCGUUUACCUGGCGCAACGUCUGACACUUUACAGGAACCUGUUCCAGCAUCAAAAAUUGACCAUCCUCCAUGACAAUGUUAAUGCAUGGAGCGGCCUUGGUUCUGCAUUGCAGUGUUUCUGGCAGCAAUCGAGUACCACUGGAUCAUUGUGGUGGAUUGCAUCUAUUACUACUUAUCUGGGCUGUGUAUUCGCGCUUCACGUUGUAUCAUCAUCCAUAUUUCAGCUGCAGACAUUCAGCUCAACCACGAACGUGUCGGUCACUACGUUCUCUCACUGGCCUGGUCCAAAUGUAGACAUGAUGGGGCUUCAGUGGCAUACCAUCAGUGCCAUCGUCCCCUCUUUGGGUCGAUUUACCAGUUCGUCGAACGCAGGACUUAAUGGUCCCACACUGUACGACACUGUUCAAGCAGAUGGCGCCACAGGAAAUGCCACAGUAGAUGCAACUACUUUCCGAGCAGAGUGCGGGUUACUCCAUAAUUCUGAGUUGAGC